CGGAGUCGCCGCCGCCCGAGCGCAGCAGAGCGCACGCCGAGCCCGUCUGUCGCCGCCAUGGCCACCACGGUGACCUGCACCCGCUUCACCGACGAGUACCAGCUCUACGAGGAUAUUGGCAAGGGGGCUUUCUCUGUGGUCCGGCGCUGUGUCAAGCUCUGCACCGGCCAUGAGUAUGCAGCCAAGAUCAUCAACACCAAGAAGCUGUCAGCCAGAGAUCACCAGAAACUGGAGAGAGAGGCUCGGAUCUGCCGUCUUCUGAAGCAUUCCAACAUCGUGCGGCUGCACGACAGCAUCUCUGAGGAAGGGUUCCACUACCUGGUCUUUGAUCUGGUCACAGGCGGGGAAUUGUUCGAGGAUAUCGUGGCCCGAGAGUACUACAGCGAGGCGGAUGCCAGUCACUGUAUCCAGCAGAUCCUGGAGGCUGUUCUGCACUGCCAUCAGAUGGGGGUCGUCCACAGGGACCUCAAGCCCGAGAACCUGCUCCUGGCCAGCAAGUGCAAAGGGGCGGCCGUGAAGCUGGCGGACUUCGGCCUGGCCAUCGAGGUGCAGGGGGACCAGCAGGCAUGGUUUGGGUUUGCCGGCACGCCAGGCUACCUGUCCCCAGAGGUCCUGCGCAAGGAGGCCUAUGGCAAGCCAGUGGACAUCUGGGCAUGCGGGGUGAUACUGUACAUCCUGCUGGUGGGCUACCCACCCUUCUGGGACGAGGACCAGCACAAGCUGUACCAGCAGAUCAAGGCGGGAGCCUACGACUUUCCAUCUCCUGAGUGGGACACAGUCACUCCUGAAGCCAAAAACCUCAUCAACCAGAUGCUGACCAUCAACCCUGCCAAGCGCAUCACAGCCCACGAGGCGCUGAAGCACCCGUGGGUCUGCCAACGCUCCACGGUGGCCUCCAUGAUGCACAGGCAGGAGACCGUGGAGUGCUUGAAAAAGUUCAACGCCCGAAGGAAGCUCAAGGGUGCGAUCCUCACCACCAUGCUGGCCACGAGAAAUUUCUCAGUGGGCAGACAGACCACCGCUCCGGCCACAAUGUCCACCGCGGCCUCCGGCACCACCAUGGGGCUGGUGGAACAAGCCAAGAGCUUACUCAACAAGAAGGCUGACGCGGGGAAGCCCCAGACAAAUAGCACCAAGAACAGCGCUGCUGCCACCAGCCCGAAGGGGACGCUUCCUCCCGCUGCCCUGGAGCCUCAAACCACCGUCAUUCAUAACCCCGUGGACGGGAUCAAGGAGUCAUCGGACAGCACUCACACCACUAUAGAGGACGAGGACACGAAAGCACGGAAGCAGGAGGUCAUCAAGAUCACCGAGCAGCUCAUCGAGGCGGUCAACAACGGGGACUUCGAGGCCUACGCGAAAAUCUGCGACCCAGGCCUGACCUCGUUCGAGCCUGAAGCGCUGGGCAACUUGGUCGAAGGGAUGGAUUUCCACAGAUUCUACUUCGAGAACCUGCUCGCCAAGAACAGCAAGCCCAUCCACACGACCAUCCUGAACCCACACGUACACGUCAUCGGGGAGGACGCCGCGUGCAUCGCCUACAUCCGCCUGACGCAGUACAUUGACGGGCAGGGCCGGCCCCGCACCAGCCAGUCUGAGGAGACGCGCGUGUGGCACCGCCGUGACGGCAAGUGGCAGAACGUGCACUUCCACUGCUCGGGCGCGCCCGUGGCGCCGCUGCAGUGAAGAGCUGUGGCCGGCUUCGUGGGACAGACUCAGUGUUUGGAGCCCGGCCGCCCUCCUGCGGCCUGCCUGUCGCAUGUUUGUGUCUGCCUCGUUCCUCCCCUGGUGCCUGUGUCUGCAGAAAACCAAGACUGGAUGUGAUUUCUUUUUAACAACAAGAGGACAACCACCACCACCAAAAAAAAAAAAAAAAAUUUUGAUGUUGGAUGAAACAGGAGAAAAAAAGGCAAAAGCUGUACAAACCACUGGCACCUGCGGGGCCUUGAACCGCCGGGCACCCCCCACCCACGCUCCAUGUGUCUGUCACUCCUGGCCCCUUGGGGAGCAGUGGGGCAGUGACCUUGUCCACAGGGGCCGGGCCGAGGAACGGUGUUUGUUAGGUCUGCAUACCCCCCCCACAACCCGCCGUGCAUGGCCGCCAUCAGGAGUGUCGGCCACCUGGGGCCAAGGGGACCCGAGCACGGAUGUUCCCCUCCCUUCCUCUCAUGCCCCCAGCAUGGAUGAGCAGUGCAGAGGCCGGGCCGGCCCCCGGGGGCCCGAUGAGCCAUCUGAGAAGCCCCCGUGGGCCCAGGGCUCCCGCUCUGGCCCCUCCAGGGCCAGGGAAGUACACACUUCCCAACUGGCAGAGUCUGGCCGAGAGGAUGCUGUUGGCGGCAGCCCGGUUGGGAGGGGAACCCUUGGGUUCCCACAGCACCUCCCUCCUGUUUGGGGUGGCUCCCCUCCACCCACCUCCCUCACCAGCCGGUGCGGCCACAGAGGGGCCCUAGGCUUGGUCCAGAGGCAGGAGGAGGAGAGGGGUCAAAAGGCGGUGCAUGGCACCCUAUACUCCCAGGCCAGGGCGGGCGCAGCAGGGGUUUGUGAACAGUGCACUUUCGGAGUCUAGGCUCAGAGCCGAGGGAGGGAGGGCUACCCUGGGCUUGAGGGGCAAGGUGUGGUGGACCCCCCAGUAGGCCUCUCCAGGCUGCUGUGGGGGGGGGCGGGGGUGACAGGGACCCUGGGAUGAGAAGACAGGCUGGGCCCAUCGCAGUGUGCACCUGCGAGCUGGUGGGCACUGGGGUCCGACGGCAGCAGAGUGCGCCCAGGGCAGCCAGCCAGGUGGGCUGGUCAGGGGCUGUGAUCGCCAAGCUGCGGACCCUGCCACUCCAACACCUGCCCCUUAAUUCACAUUUUCAACAAGGAUUUUCUUUAUCUUCCCCCACAAAUCAAGCCACGGGAGGGGCACAGAGUGGGGAACAGGACACAGGACGCUGGUCUCCAAGGGGACUGUCCCUCAGCAGACACUCCGAAUGGACACUCACCUGCCCGUCCACGGCUGUGCUCAGGACAGCUGUCCCCACCCAUGGACACAGGGUAAACAUCUGCCAGGCUCCCUGGGCCGCGGGCAGCGGCAAGACUCACCGUGCACAGCGUGUAGCCUGGCCACCCUCACCUCCGGGGGCCUCCUCCCCUCCUCCCCUCACCUGUUAUCUCCACGGAGCUGCCUGUCUGGGAUAAUUGGGGAUUUUUCCGGGGGUAGUUCUUUUGCAUGACCCCUCUCGGGCAGGCCACACCUGCUCUUCUAGCUAGAUGUCAGAGGUGUGGCCGCUCUGCGGAGGGCCAGCUGCCCGCAGUGCUGGCCGGCCCCCCCCUUCUCUCUUUUUGCUGAGUUCCAUUGUCUUUUCUUUCUGAGCCUUGUAAGUGUAAAAAAUCAUUAUUUUGUUCUGUCUCGGGAAACUGCAAAUAAAAGAAAAAACAGGACAAA
Molecule: messenger RNA, 3424 nt
Organism: Neogale vison (American mink)
Lineage: Eukaryota; Metazoa; Chordata; Mammalia; Carnivora; Mustelidae
Gene: CAMK2B
Product: calcium/calmodulin dependent protein kinase II beta
Exons: 21
Coding region: 58-1686 (542 amino acids)
Biological process (GO): protein phosphorylation
Cellular component (GO): neuron projection; cytoplasm
Molecular function (GO): ATP binding; calcium/calmodulin-dependent protein kinase activity; calmodulin binding
Source: RefSeq, a predicted model, not a curated record